Molecule: messenger RNA, 1320 nt
Organism: Radiomyces spectabilis
Lineage: Eukaryota; Fungi; Mucoromycota; Mucoromycetes; Mucorales; Radiomycetaceae
Product: pyridoxal phosphate-dependent transferase
Exons: 3
Coding region: 1-1320 (439 amino acids)
Molecular function (GO): pyridoxal phosphate binding; transaminase activity; identical protein binding
Source: RefSeq, a predicted model, not a curated record
AUGACAAAACAAGCGAACGAAUUCGUGACCGAGUGCAAGUCAUCCUUGGCACGAGGGGUAGCAGUGGCUAGCGAUCUUCUAGUUGACCGAGCGGUGGGCUGUUACGUCUAUAUGACGGAUGGGCAAGCGUAUCUGGAUCUUGCUUCGGGUAUUGGCGUUACGAGCACCGGCCAUUGUCAUCCUACCGUAGUGAAGGCGGUUCAAGAGCAGGCCGCCAAAAUUUCGCACGCCCAAGUAAACAUGUUUUAUCAUCAACCCAUGUUACAGCUGGUGCAGAGACUCCGGUCCAAGGUGCCGCCGUCCCUGGAUACUUUCUUCUUCUGGAAUUCCGGAUCCGAGGCUGUUGAAGCCGCGGUCAAGUUAGCUCGGCAAGCAACCAACAAACAGAAUAUCAUUGUUUUCUCCGGAGGCCACCAUGGUCGCACUAUUGGAGCGAUGGCCUUGACAAGCUCCAAAAGUAUCUUUAGCGCUGGGUUUGGUCCUUUGAUGUCAGGUGUCCACACGGUAGAUUUUCCCUAUGAGUUUCGUUGUCCAGCCAAGGAUCAUGCGCCAUGUCACACAGGCCAGCAUUGUGUGGAUGAAACGUUGCGCCAACUGGAGCUUCUGCUUCAGCAAAGAACAGCUCCCGAAGAAACAGCAGCUAUUUUGCUCGAACCUGUUCUUGGCGAAGGUGGCUAUGUACCAGCUCCUCCAGGCUUUUUCCAAGCUCUACGUACAUUUUGCGACCGUCAUAACAUCCUGAUGAUUGUGGAUGAAGUGCAAACUGGAUUUGGACGUACUGGAAAAAUGUUUGCCAUUGAGCAUUGGCCUGGAGUAGAACCAGAUAUCCUUGUUAUGGCCAAGGGGAUCGCAAGUGGCUAUCCUUUGUCCGCUAUUGUGUCGAGAAAGGCCCUGAUGGAUCAGCAACCUCCUGGAUCGAUGGGUGGCACUUAUGCAGGCAAUGCUGUUGCCUGUGCUGCUGCAUUGGCCACGCUCGAUGUUUUUGAAGAAGAGCGUCUGUUGGAAAAUGUGAAUCAAAGAUCCGAGCAAAUGUUCAAGGAAUUGCGGGAGAAAAUCCCACCUUUGCUUCCCGAAUCCAUCCAACUUGACAUCCGUGGAUUGGGUCUUAUGAUUGGUCUUGAAUUUCGCAACGCUCCUACCGGUUUUGCGACCAGAAUCACCAAAGAAGCCCGCGAACAACACCACAUGAUCAUUAUCACUGCAUCUGUCUAUGAGACGCUGCGAAUGAUCCCUCCAUUAAUCAUCAGCGAAUCAGAAGUGACAGAUGCCAUUAACCGCUUAGCCGAAAGUAUUCGAGCAGCCGUUCAGGCUAUGGUAUGA